Messenger RNA from Knipowitschia caucasica, 609 nucleotides. The record is from the annotation of a GenBank genome assembly. NCBI's taxonomy places the organism in Eukaryota, Metazoa, Chordata, Actinopteri, Gobiiformes, Gobiidae.
AUGAAACUCCCCGUCCCAGUCCAGAUCCUGGGGUCGUGGAGUCUUAAGCCUGUGUUCCACUUCUGCCUGUGUAAAAAACUCGUCACGCCGUCGUCCUCUGAAGUUCGCCGCGAGACCGGCUCCGUGCGCGCGUCCACCGACCCGUGCGCGCUCUUGUACACAGUGUGUGCGUGUGCGCGUGUACGUGGACCGGAGGAGGAGACAGACCGAGCAGGAAGCAGCAGAGGCAGAAGCAGAGCGCACAGCCACAGCAGAGCCGUCCAUCCUCCCCCGCUCCUUCUCCUCGCUGUGACCUCGCUCCACUAUGCCCAGGAUCUAAACUCUCGCCACCGCCAACAUCUUCACUGGAUUGGGCGCAUUCAACCUGCGGGGAAAAUGCAAAGAAUUGUCAGUUUGUCCAUUUCUGUGCUGCUGGUUUUAUGGGGGUGUGCGCUCGGAGGGUCGCCCAGUGUUCAGAUCGGAGGGCUUUUUCCGCGGGGUGCAGACCAGGAGUACAGCGCGUUUCGGAUAGGAAUGGUUCAGUUUGGCACACAGGAGUUCCGCCUCACGCCUCACAUCGACAACCUCGAAGUGGCCAAUAGUUUCGCCGUCACCAACUGCUGUAAGUAA